AUGAAGCUUUCAUUGAGUAAAAGCUUGUUUACAAAAUCUUCUACUCAACCAUUAGCUAAUGAUAAAUAUUCAAUUAGAGUACUUUAUAAGUUAGAAUCUUCAGAUUCUGAAGAUGUUUGGAUUUGUUCAUAUAGGAAUCAUUCCAAUUUGACACACAAAUAUUUUGACUCUAAUUUUACUGUUCCAUCGCACCUUAAAUUCGCCGGAUUUCUGCUUUUUGGAAACUCGAAAGUUGACGUUACACAUCUCGAAAGUUUAGGAUUUGAUUUAAAUAAUCUUAAAGAAUUCUAUUUUUUAACUCUUGAAACCUAUUUAACUGAUAUUUCGUCUUUAAAUGAGUCGUUUUCAUGCUUUAAAGUUAGUUUAGAAUCCGGAAAACAGUCUAAUACAUCUGUACCACUAGAAGAUAUCGAAUGGAUCGAGGAUGAUGAAAUUGAGUUUAAAAAAAGAAAUUUAUUUUUUGUGAAUGUGUCCCUUGCACUUUUCUCAAAGUUGCCGUUUACCGCUGAAACUGACACGAGUCCUUUUAAAAAUGGGUUCACUACAUUUGAAAAACUACCUAAUGAUUUAAAUACCGAGGUCGUUAGUGCACUAAAAGCACAUUCAUCCAACUUAGUUUCAGAAGAAACGUCCUGUUCAGUUACAUACUCGGAGCCAUUUGAACCUGUGAAAAACCCAUACACCCAGUUCUGCUCGACUUACGUUUUGGGGUUUGGGUUUGAUAGCAGGGGUAGGAAACACGCGCUAGUGGUUUCAGGAGAACAUGAAGACUACGAUGCGUGCUUGAGGCUGUUGUUGCAAACUAAUGUCGCACUGCCGACCGAGGAGUUGGAAGAGGAUGAUUUGAAUAGAAUGGUUUUGACCAAGGUUAACGAUCAGCUAUUGAGACUGGCUACCGCUUUAGAGAAGGAUGCAUCCUCUCUAAGCUGCUAUGUUUUAACUGAACACAACAAGGACGAUGAGCUCUUGUUUAAGCAUGAAGAGGAGGAAGCCACUAAACCUGAGAGCAGGGAGUCUAAGCCGAACAGGUCAAGUGGUAAAAAGUCAUCUGGCAAGGGGAAGGGAGCCAAAACAACACAAAAAAGUACCCAAACCACCAAGAAAACCACGCCUAAAAAAACACUUUUUAACUUUCUCACCUCCUUGGAAUUCUCUGGGUCAGUGUACACACUUAAUUUUGACUCAAAGACGGGUGGCUUAUCUCUUUCAGUGAAUAAGGAGAGUAAAGAGUCUGAUGCAAGUAAAAAUAAAACUAGUGUAAAUUUGGUUUUCAAGUUCAUGAUGAGCAGUGCUAGUUCGUCACAGUGCCAUGUGCCUCACGGGGGCUCUGCCGUUGCACUGUUUAACUACUUAUCGGAGUCCAAAUGUAGUUUCGAUGGGCUUUUCGAAGAGACCGAACACGAUUUUUUGAGACUGGAACUAGUUUUUAACCCAUACGAAUUCGUUGAUAGGACAAUUUUGAUAUCGCCUCACCUAUCUGGCAACCUGUUUCCUCCCUGGAUUUCUCCGAAAAAGUCGUCGGUGAACUUGGUCAUCGGGAAUUAUCAGUACUAUCACUACACACAGUGUGGAGUCAACGACGCCGGCUGGGGCUGCUGUUACCGGUCCCUUCAGCUCGUUUGCAGCUGGUAUUUGCUCAGAUACUGUACACCCAAAUUGGUCCCCAGCCACUCCGUGAUUCAACAGGUUUUGAAGGACAACGACCUGUCCCACAAGGACUUAAAGAUUGGAAGCUCGACGUGGAUUGGCACUGUCGAGUCGGGGUACUUCCUUAACUGGUACCUGGGAUACACAUACAAAACGCUGUAUUUGAACGACGUUUCCGAAUUCAGGAACUACAAUAUGGUUAUCGCAGAUCAUUUUAAAAAAGAAGGAUCCCCGAUCAUCGUUGGAGCGGGAGCCUACGCCUACGUCAUUUUGGGCAUAUGCAUGGAGAAUGAGGGAGGUGAAGUUGCGUACCUUAUUGCUGAUCCGCAUUACACAGGCGAUGAUUCUGUUAAAAACGUUCUGACCAAGGGCGGUAUAGGCUGGAAGAAGAUUGACUUCCUGUCGAAGGCUUCUGAUGGGCGUUUUAUAAAUUUGUGCCUUCCACAGUUGGAGAAAUAUUGUGCUUGA
This is a messenger RNA of Theileria orientalis strain Shintoku, 2115 nucleotides long. RefSeq lists its product as uncharacterized. The coding region runs from base 1 to 2115 and encodes 704 amino acids. NCBI's taxonomy places the organism in Eukaryota, Apicomplexa, Aconoidasida, Piroplasmida, Theileriidae. The record is from RefSeq and is a predicted model, not a curated record. The transcript is spliced from 7 exons.